Molecule: messenger RNA, 1017 nt
Organism: Rotaria sp. Silwood2
Lineage: Eukaryota; Metazoa; Rotifera; Eurotatoria; Philodinida; Philodinidae
Source: the annotation of a GenBank genome assembly
AUGAUUGACAAUCAAACAAUAAACGAUACUGGUUCAUAUGAAUAUGAAGAAAUUCUUGUUCCAUCAGCUCAAGUACAAUUUUGGACAUAUAUUAUAUUUCAAGUUCCAUCAAUUUUUUGUACUUUAUAUCUUCUUUAUUAUUUAAUAUUUAAUCGACGUUUACGUAGACAAUUACAUAAUCAUGUUGUAAUUGUUGUACUUAUUCUAUGUUUUAUUAUUUUAGUUGCUGAUAAUUCAUUAUAUCUUGAUGGAUGGCGUAUAGGUCAAAAAAAUUCAUUUCCAUUUUCAUCAAGUGUUUGUCUUGUUUGGUGGUUUAUUGAUUAUGGAUUUUACGGUGCAAUAUCUAUAUUUCUUUUCUGGGCUUCAUUAGAAAGACAUAUACUUGUAUUCUAUCGACGUCGAUAUUUAAAUACACCACGUAAAAUAUUUUACAUACAUUAUUUUCCUUUAAUAAUUAUUUCAAUUUAUCUCAUUGGAUUUUAUACUAGUGCAAUUUUAUUUCCACCAUGUAAAAAUAUUUUCCAUUAUAAUUAUUUAGCAUGUGGUUCAAAUCCAUGUUAUCAUGAUAUAACAUGGAUAAAUACAUGGGAUUAUUUAUUUAAUGGAGUUCUAUGUAAUGUUUUAGAAGCCUUUUUUAGUAGCUCAUUACUAGUUCGAAUAAUAUGGAGAAAAUUCUACUCAACAAGACGUUUUAAUUGGAAAAGAUAUCGAAAAAUGGCUAUACAAUUACUGUCAAUUUCAUCUCUGUCUUUAUGUAUUAAUCUUCCUCAUUCAUUAAUUAUUCUUAUACGACAAAUUCAGCCGAAUAUGAGUGAUUUUGCCAUUGAUACUGAACCAUAUUUUUUCUAUUUUACUGGCUAUGUUGUUUUAUUAUUGCCAUUUGUUUCUCUUGGAUGUUUACCAGAAUUAUGGCCAAAAAGAUUCUUUUGUAGUCAACGAAGUCGACGUAUAGUAGGUCCUACGACAAUAUCUGCUGGUGCUGGAUUUGGACCUUUAGUACGAACACACGACAGUUAA